AUGGACAAAUUUAUGCAAAGGAAAGAACUAGAACAAUCCGUCCAACAUGUAAGCAACAUCAAUUUAUCAAGAAAGCCAGAAACUGAUAUCAAGAUAGAUCAUGAAUUGCCUUCCACUUCCUAUGACAGUAUCAAUACAGAUAUGCAGUGUAUACAAAAUUACGUCAAACUUACCACCUUGGCCAAAGUUUGUGACCGCUAUGGAUUAUCGGAUAGAGCUGCAGCAGCAGUGGCAACUGCAGUGCUACACGACCUUGGAAUUGUUUUCAAUGCCAAUGCAAAAAACGUAAUAGACAGAAGUAAGCUGAGAAGAGCAAGAGAGCAACCAAGAAAAAGUUUUACGCAAAACUCCUCAGAAACUUUCAAAGCUAUAUACUUUGACGGAAGGAAAGAUAAAACCUUCGUAAUCGAAAAUAUUGAAGGCAAGUACCACAGAAAAACCAUACUCGAAGAACACAUAUCUUUAGUUCAAGGCCGGGCUCUAUAUUUUUAG
This is a messenger RNA of Psylliodes chrysocephalus, 492 nucleotides long. The record is from the annotation of a GenBank genome assembly. Lineage: Eukaryota; Metazoa; Arthropoda; Insecta; Coleoptera; Chrysomelidae.